AUGACCGUUGAGGCGAUUUUGAGCCAUCCGAGUGUACGAGUACGAAGCAAGAGUGCAGUAAAAGAGAAGUUGAACGCUAUUCUCGAAGGAGGAAAGGAGCAGCUAGCGGUCAUAUCCGACUUCGACUUCACUCUAACAAAAUCCGUCGACGAAAAUGGUGAACCAUGCUUGGGUAGUCAUGCUGUAGUUAAUCACUUACUUUUAUCACUUCAUCCAGAAUUGACAGAGGAGGUAACCGCUGUAAAUGCCAAGUAUUUAGCAAUAGAAUAUGAUACUCAAUUA
Strongylus vulgaris is the source of this 282-nucleotide messenger RNA. Lineage: Eukaryota; Metazoa; Nematoda; Chromadorea; Rhabditida; Strongylidae. The record is from the annotation of a GenBank genome assembly.